Molecule: messenger RNA, 858 nt
Organism: Pseudozyma hubeiensis SY62
Lineage: Eukaryota; Fungi; Basidiomycota; Ustilaginomycetes; Ustilaginales; Ustilaginaceae
Product: O-methyltransferase
Exons: 1
Coding region: 1-858 (285 amino acids)
Molecular function (GO): O-methyltransferase activity; S-adenosylmethionine-dependent methyltransferase activity
Source: RefSeq, a predicted model, not a curated record
AUGAGCGACAUCGACGUCCCCGUAGAGUCUCCGCUCACCUCGGCAUCCAAGCUGCUGUCGAGCGUCGUCUCGCAACUCUCGACCUCUUCGGCACCGUCCUCCGAGCAACUGCGUCAACUCCAACUCGUCUCGUCGCUGCUGUCUGGCCUGGAUCCGUACCUCGACAGCGUCUCCUCCCCCGCACCAGCCGUGCAGCGCCCAUUGCUGAAAGCCACGGCGGAACACGACUGGGUCUCUGCCUGGUCACGCAAGCAGACGCUCUUCCAGCUCUCCGCUGCCUGGUCUGCCGGUGCGUACGAGGGCAACUUUGUCGGUCUACUCACCAAGCUCACGCGUGCCAAAAAGGCGCUCGAGAUCGGAAUGUUCACCGGAACUACGACGGUGUGCAUCGCACAGCACCUCCCCGAGGGUGGAAAGGUCACGGCGCUCGAAAUCGAUCCUUACCUGGACACCUUCACCCGUCCGCUCUUCUCCCAAACCGGCCUCUCCGACAAGAUCGACGUCAAAGUCGGAAACGCCGUACACCACCUCCAAGCUAUGUCCCAGAACAUUCUCUCGGAUCAAGAAGCGUACGAUAUCAUCUUCAUCGACGCCGACAAACCAGGAUAUACGACCUACUUCAAGACGAUCCUGGAAAAGGGUCUGCUGAAGAAGGACGGACUUCUGGUGGUGGACAACACGCUGUACAAAGGUACACCGUGGACCGAGGGGUUGGUGGAGGAGGAGAUGCUGAGCAUCGGGAAGGAGAACGCGGAUGCGAUCAAGGAGUUCAACAAGGUGGUGAGGGAGGAUAAGAGGGUCGAGGUGGUGGUGCUGCCGGUGAGGGACGGGGUUAGUUUGAUCAUGCGCAAGGAAUAG